Messenger RNA from Sphenostylis stenocarpa, 606 nucleotides. Lineage: Eukaryota; Viridiplantae; Streptophyta; Magnoliopsida; Fabales; Fabaceae. The record is from the annotation of a GenBank genome assembly.
AUGAAGAUGAACACUACUCCUACUACCUUCUUCGCUCUCUUUCUACUUUGUGCCGUUACCUCACACCUACCUUCAGCCACCGCUGAUUUUGUGUUCGACACAGAUGGUGAUGCUGUUCGAAACGGUGGCAUCUACUAUGUGUUGCCUGUAAAAAGAGGACAUGGUGGUGGAUUAGAAAGAGCCAGAACAGGAAACGAAACAUGCCCUCUCACUGUUGUGCAAUCUCCCUUUGAGGUGUCUAAGGGGCUACCCGUAGUAAUUUCAUCCCCAAUCCGAGUCCUUUAUAUCGAGGAAGGCCUUAUUCUGAACGUUGCGUUCCUCUUUGGACCACUGUGUUUACCCACUCCUUCAGUGUGGACCCUCGUCCAGGGUCUCCCAGAAGGACUCGCUGUUAAACUCACUGGCUACAACAAUACUGUACCCGGUUGGUUUGAGAUUCAGAGGGCUUCCCUUGAAUUCCACGACUAUAAGUUUGUGUUUCGCUCCAUUGACGAUAGUUGGGAUAUCGGGAUUUACAUCGAUCAUAAUCAACACAGGCGUUUGGUGGCCACCGAUAACGAUCCAUUGUUGGUUCAGUUUCAGAAAGUUGGGUCAUCAACCGCAUGA